This is a messenger RNA of Plectropomus leopardus (leopard coralgrouper), 2145 nucleotides long. The record is from RefSeq and is a predicted model, not a curated record. Lineage: Eukaryota; Metazoa; Chordata; Actinopteri; Perciformes; Serranidae.
AUGACUACUUCAACCACCCUUCCCCAACUCACUGUGCCACCUCACACUGUAGCACAGCUCUCCACAGACAAUGAAAAGCAAAGCAAGGAUGACCUUUCGCCUGAAUUAAAUCGUUAUCGUCUGCUCAACGUUAAUAACAGCAAUAACAAUGAAGAAGAGGAGAAAGAAAAGGAAGAAAAGGAGGCAAAGGAAAAGGAAGAGAAGGACAAGAAGGAAAAAGAAGAGAAGGAGGAGAAGAAGGAAAUAGAAGAGAAGGAGGCAAAGGAAACCGAAGAGAAGGAGAAUGAAAAAGAAGAGAAGGAAGCAAAGGAAAAAGAAGAGAAGGAGAAGAAGGAAAAGGAAGAGAAAGAGAAGAAGGAAAAGGAAGAGAAGGAAAAAGAGAAGCCAAAAGAAUUAUUUGUCAUUAAUCCUGCUGGGAACUUGUAUUACAACUGGUUGUUCAUCAUCACAAUGCCAGUCAUGUACAACUGGACCAUGAUCAUUGCCAGGGCUUGCUUUGAGGAGCUGCAGCAUAACUACCUCGUUUACUGGAUGACUCUGGACUACUCCUCUGACAUAAUCUACCUGGCUGAUAUGUUCUUCAGGACUAGAACAGGUUACCUUGAGCAAGGCCUGAUGGUGAAAGAUAAGCAGCUUCUACUUGAUCGCUACAUCAACAGCUUCCAGUUUCGUCUUGAUUUCAUCUCCAUGCUGCCCACUGACCUCCUCUACUUCUUCCUUGGCCUCGAUUAUCCAGAGAUCCGAAUCAACAAGCUGCUGAGGAUUGGCCGCAUGCUUGAGUUCUUUACAAGGACGGAGACAAAAACCAACUACCCCAACAUCUUCCGCAUUGCAAACUUGAUCAUGUACAUCCUCAUUAUCAUCCACUGGAAUGCUUGCUUUUACUUCUCAUUCUCCAAGUCCAUUGGUUUUGGCGCAGAUGAAUGGGUUUACCCUGCUCUUGAUGAUCCUGACGAGCCUGCUUUUGGGGAGUUGGGCAGAAAGUAUUCAUUUAGCCUCUACUGGUCCACGCUGACCCUGACUACCAUCGGAGAAACUCCACCACCAGACCUGGACUCUGAGUUUCUCUUCCAUGUGGUUGACUUUUUAGUGGGGGUCUUGAUUUUUGCCACCAUUGUAGGAAACAUUGCCACCAUGAUCUCCAACAUGAAUGCUGCCCAAGCUCAGUUUCAGGCGCGGAUUGACAACAUCAAGCAGUACAUGCAGGUCCGAAAGGUCAGCAAGGAACUUGAGUUGAGAGUCAUCACGUGGUUUGACUAUCUGUGGAAUAACGGCAAGGCACAGGAUGAAAGAGAGGUGCUGAGGUAUCUUCCAGACAAGUUAAAGGCUGAGAUCGCCAUCCAAGUGCACAUGGAGACGCUCAAGAAAGUUCGUAUUUUUGCAGACUGUGAGGCAGGCCUGCUAAUCGAGCUGGUGCUAAAGCUUCGGCCACAAGUGUUCAGUCCCGGAGACUAUAUCUGCAAAAAGGGUGACAUUGGCCGUGAGAUGUACAUCAUCAAAGAUGGAAAUCUUGCAGUCGUUGCAGAUGAUGGUGUCACACAGUUUGUUGUGCUGAAAAGCGGCAGCUACUUUGGUGAGAUCAGUAUCCUGAACAUUAAAGGCAGCAAAGCAGGGAACCGACGAACAGCCAACAUUCGCAGCAUUGGAUACUCAGACCUCUUCUGCCUGUCCAAGGAUGACCUGAUGGAGUCACUGGUAGAGUAUCCAGAUGCCAAAAGCAUGCUUGAGGACAAAGGCCGGGAGAUCCUGAUGAAAGACGGUCUGAUAGACUUGGACCCAGCUAAUAUCAAGCCUGAGGUCAAGGAGCUAGAGGAGAAGGUCAACAAAUUGUAUAACUCGAUGGAGCUCAUGCAGUUCAAGCUAAAGAGGAUUUUGGGGAAUAACAAGAGCGGUAACAAGGCUCUGAGACAUCGCAUCGCAGAUUUGGAGCACCUAACAGGAGAGGAGGUGGAAGACGAUGAUGAGGAGGAAGAAGAGGUGAAAAGGGACGAGAAAAAGGUGGAAGAGGAGAAAAAGAAAGAGGAAGACAAAGGCGAGGAGAAAAAGGAAGAUGAAGGAAAAGGUGAAGCGGAAAAGACAGGAGAGGAAAAAGUUGAGGAAGCAAAAGAUGAAGAAGGAAAGGCAGAAGAAGAGGAGAAAAAAUAA